GUCCUACCGCUGCGGCAAAGCAGAUUGCCAUCAUGGGCCUCUCCCAUCCCGAUCAUGGUGGUGGUGGAGGAGGAGGAGGAUGCGGAUGUCCGUCACAUGACGAGUCUCACUGCGAACACGAGGACGUGGGGGGGUUUCAUCUUUGGCCGAGACAAGACGUUCCCCCCGGCAGCGUCGGCGGCGUCCCCCAGAAGAGACACCUCUCGCUGUCGGCUCAGAACAACAACAUGCCUUUCUUCAAGUCCUCCCUGAUCUCCACCUGCCAGGUGUUCCCUCAACAGACCCUCCCGGAGGACCCUUUGAUAUCUGCAACGUUCUGCUCACAGGAGGGCUUCACGGGUACCCAGUGCAACGGAGACGACGGCGGGAGAGGCCUGCGCCAAUACCACCACCAACAACAUCAUCAACAACAACAACAACAACAACAAAAACAACACCAACAACCUUCCAACCAUUUUAAAGGCGAAGACGGCUGCGUACCAGCCCCAAAGAAUCUGUUCAACAUCCCGCUGAAUUCCCUCGAGUUCGGGGAGAAGAACCUGCUGUUGCCUCUGUCGAAACCUCAGGACGGAGAUCCAGGCUCGACGGAGGCCGAACGCCGGUCGAGAGAACUUUCCGGAACAGAAACCCGUUCUUCGCUCGUGUUGAACCCCCUGAACUUCUCUGACUCCCCCUUCACCAGCAGUCCCUGGAUGAAAGGUUCACCUCCCGACCAAAGUGCAGAUUCCCUUUCAUUCGGCCACCGUGGCUCUCUUGAAAACCAACACCGAGCUGACAAAAGGCUCUAUCACGCGCAAAAUCAGAACAACGAUGAGUCCCAGCUCAGUCCCACCGGGUCCAGGGUCUCCCUGCUCCGGGGAACCGGGUCUCCGCCGUGCAACGGGGCCAUCGACAACCCGGGACUCGCCCCAAACGGGGACGCGGCCAGACCGUCGGCCGAGGGCCGCCAGGGCGCGUUCCACCCCUCCCGCGGCCCGGACGCGGACCCAGCCGAGCCGCGGCCCCCCCGGCUCCUCUGCCGGGCCGUCCCGGAGGACGCCUUCUCUAAGACCAGCCGGGAGGAGCCCAGCGAGGCGGGGAGCGCCCGGCUGGAAGAGGCCGGCGGGACGCCGGCGCCGUCGCCACCAAAGAAGAACCGGGACAUCGGCCACCGGCUGGGCCAGCGCCGGGCGCUGUUCGGCAAGAGGAAGCGGCUCAGCGACUUCGCCCUGGUCAGCGGGAUGUUUGGCAUCGUCGUCAUGGUGAUCGAGACGGAGCUGUCCAGGGGGUUUUACACCAAGGAUUCUGUGUACUCGUUUGUCCUUAAAGGCAUGAUCAGUGUCUCCACCGUGGUGCUGCUGGGGCUCAUCGUGAUGUACCACGCCAGGGAGGUCGAGCUGUUCAUGGUGGACAACGGGGCGGACGACUGGCGCAUCGCCAUGACCUGCGAGCGGAUCCUCUUCGUGGCCCUGGAGCUGGUGGUGUGCGCCGUGCACCCCGUCCCCGGCCGCUACGUCUUCACCCGGGCGGCCCGCCUGGUCUUCAGCCACGCGCCCUCGGAGGCGGACGCCGACCUGGACAUCCUGCUCUCCGUGCCCAUGUUCCUGCGCCUCUACCUGAUUGGCCGCGUGACGCUGCUGCACAGCAAGCUCUUCACGGACGCCUCGUCGCACAGUAUCGGUGCCCUGAACAAGAUCAGCUUCGACACGCGCUUCGUGAUGAAGACUCUGAUGACCAUGUGUCCCGGGACGGUGCUUCUGGUCUUCAGUGUUUCCUGCUGGGUGAUCGCUGCCUGGACCGUGCGCGUGUGUGAGAGGUACCACGAUGCCCAGCAGGUGACCAGCACCUUCCUGGGGGCCAUGUGGCUCAUCUCCAUCACCUUCCUGUCCAUCGGAUAUGGGGACAUGGUCCCUCACACCUACUGUGGCAAAGGGGUGUGUCUGCUGACCGGCAUCAUGGGCGCGGGCUGCACAGCGCUGGUGGUUGCCGUUGUAGCGAGGAAGUCGGAGCUCACCAGAGCAGAGAAGCACGUCCACAACUUCAUGAUGGACACUCAGCUUUAUAAAAAGGUGAAAAACACAGCAGCCAACGUUCUGAGGGAGACAUGGCUGAUCUACAAGUACACCAAACUGGUGAAGAAGAUUGAUCACGCUACUGUACGUCACCACCAAAGGAAGUUUCUACAGGCCAUCCACCAAUUACGCAGGGUCAAAAUGGAGCAGAGGAAACUAACUGACCAGGCCAACACAGUUGUUGACAUCGCAAAGACCCAGAACAUGAUGUACGACCUGGUGUCGGAGCUCCAGCGGCGCAGCGAGAACCUGGACCAUCGGAUCGCCGCGCUGGAGGAGAAACUGGACUCGGUCCUGCUGGGAGUGCAGUCCCUGCCCCUGGUGCUGUCCCAGGCCAUCGCUAAGCAACAGAAGGACUUCCUGGACAACCUGUCCUACCAGGUGCACUUCCUCCCCUCCUCCCUGGCUGUGGCUGAGGGUGGAGGUGGGGGGGCGGCCCCACGGCAGCUGUGCCCCCCCUCCACCGCACCCGACGACUCAUACCGCUGUUGAGGCUCGGGUGUACCCCACUUUUCUCGUCUGGCAUUAGUACAAUUAAGGUACCAUCUUGUCUAUCAAACUUUUGUUUGAAAUGGCACCAUGGCAAGGCAAAAACUGCAAACUGUAACUUUUGAUAGUUUUAAGCUAUGGUGCUGUUUUAUGGCUCUGGACAUUAGAAUGUGCACAACUUUAGACUGAACUUAGUUGUAGUUAAAGAGCUUAUAUUUUGGGCUACUGUGUAUGUUACCUGUAACCAAAUUGUAUCCACAAUGACUCUUUUAACUUGAUUAUUAUUUCUAAACUGUAACACAGCAGCACUUUUCUAAGGGUUUUAAGGUCGCUAUUUUGUUAUCUGAAAGAGAUGUGUCUAGUUUUAUUACUUCAUAAAUAUUGCAUUUAAUUGAAUGUGAACAGGAAAGUGUAAUUAUGGACUUGUUUAAAGAAGCCUUUUGAUGAGAUUGUAUGCAUGAAUAAACUAAUA
Messenger RNA from Gadus macrocephalus (Pacific cod), 3012 nucleotides. It is a transcript of the gene kcnn1b, whose product is annotated as potassium intermediate/small conductance calcium-activated channel, subfamily N, member 1b. The transcript has 10 exons. The record is from RefSeq and is a predicted model, not a curated record. Gene Ontology annotation, biological process: potassium ion transmembrane transport. Gene Ontology annotation, cellular component: neuronal cell body; neuron projection; plasma membrane. The coding region runs from base 33 to 2543 and encodes 836 amino acids. Gene Ontology annotation, molecular function: calmodulin binding; small conductance calcium-activated potassium channel activity. Lineage: Eukaryota; Metazoa; Chordata; Actinopteri; Gadiformes; Gadidae.